AUGCGUCUCCCGUCCUUCCUCGUCACUUUCGCUGCUUCGGCAGCAACUGCAAGCCCCCUCACUCCUCGCGCGAUUGAUUCGAAACUAAUUUCCUCCACCAACGACUUCAGCUGCCGGAGCACCAAGUAUCCUAACCCCGUCAUAGCCCUCCAUGGCCUGUUCGCAACUGCGAACUCAGACCUCAACUUUCUUGAAGCCUGGCUCCGGCCCCAAGGCUUCUGCACCUUCUCGCUGACCUAUGGCCAGUACCCCCUCAUUCCUUUGGGCGGACUCAAAGCCGUAAGCGAGUCCUCUGUCGAGAUCGCCGACUUCAUCAAGAACGUGCUGGACAAGACUGGUGCACCAAAGGUCGAUAUUGUCGGCCACUCCGAGGGAGGACUGCAGUCUCUGUACUUGCCCAAGUUCGCUGCCAUCGCCGAUCGAGUCGACAAGAUCAUCGCCAUUGCUCCCCCAACGCACGGGACCGACUCUUCCGGUCUGGUCGCCCUUGCCGAUACACUUGGCAUCAGGCCGCUUGUGAACGAAGUGCUGGACAAAAUCGGCUGCGACGCGUGCAAUGAUAUGAUACCUGGCGGGCCUGCCGUCAUGAAGCUGAACUCCGGAGCUGUGGUCCAGCCCGGCAACAAGGUGACCGUCAUCGCCUCUCGCAACGAUCGUACGGUUGUCCCGCCGUCGAGUGCUUUUGUCAAAGAAACUGGUGUCAGCAACAUCUUUGUGCAAGAUUACUGUCCUCUUGACUUGGUUGGCCACGUCAGCCUGGCCAUUGAUCUCAAUGUGUGGAACUUGGUCCUCAACUCUCUCGAGAACAGAAUCGGUCGCAAGUUUCCUUGCGUCAUCUCAUUCCCUUUCUGA
This is a messenger RNA of Clonostachys byssicola, 852 nucleotides long. Lineage: Eukaryota; Fungi; Ascomycota; Sordariomycetes; Hypocreales; Bionectriaceae. The record is from the annotation of a GenBank genome assembly.